Molecule: messenger RNA, 716 nt
Organism: Durio zibethinus
Lineage: Eukaryota; Viridiplantae; Streptophyta; Magnoliopsida; Malvales; Malvaceae
Product: Pleckstrin homology (PH) domain superfamily protein
Source: RefSeq, a predicted model, not a curated record
AAAAGAAAAUAAAUCUACAAAAAGACACAGUCACACAAAGCCAAACCCUCUCUCUCUGUCUUAAUUCCUCGAUUCCUCCGGCGAUUGAAAUCCAAGCUAUGGCGAGCCUAUGGCGGGCAGCAAUGUCACUAACGGAGAAACAAAUCAAUUACGACGGCGUCGAAUUUUGGUCGAGCCCGGAACGGACCGGCUGGUUGACAAAACAAGGCGAGUACAUAAAAACCUGGCGUCGCCGCUGGUUCGUUUUGAAGCAAGGGAAAUUAUUCUGGUUCAAGGAAUCGUCUAUCACACGUGCUUCUCGUCCACGCGGCGUGAUCCCUGUUGCUACCUGUUUAACUGUUAAGGGAGCCGAAGAUAUUCUGAAUAAGCAGUAUGCUUUUGAGCUUUCGACGAGGACCGAAACGAUGUACUUCAUUGCGGAUUCGGAGAAAGAGAAGGAGGACUGGAUCAACUCGAUCGGACGGUCCAUAGUUCAGCACUCGAGAUCGGUUACGGAUUCUGAGAUCGUUGAUUAUGAUAGCAAGCGAUGAUGAUCCGACGGUCAGAUCCAUUUUCAUUUCAUUUCCUUUCCUUUUUCUAAAUUUAAAUUUAUGUAAUUGAGCUCAUGUUGUGAUUCUGUUGUUUGUAAUUUUUUUUUUUUUAACGUUUGUGUUUAUGUAAGGUGAAAAUACUCUUUCUGUUUGGUAACGAUCAGAUUGUAAAUUUGUGCCUAUAUA